Messenger RNA from Echinococcus granulosus, 1233 nucleotides. RefSeq lists its product as hypothetical. The transcript has a single exon. The coding region runs from base 1 to 1233 and encodes 410 amino acids. NCBI's taxonomy places the organism in Eukaryota, Metazoa, Platyhelminthes, Cestoda, Cyclophyllidea, Taeniidae. The record is from RefSeq and is a predicted model, not a curated record.
AUGCAAAAAGCAUGUUUUCAAAUUUACAUUUGCGUCGUUGUCGGUGCUUGUGACAACAGCAUCGAUCAGUGUCACGUGUCAAACACUCAUGCAAAUCGUCUUUUCAAUGUGCCGAAGAUGAUUCCGUCAUCUGGGGACAUCCGUUUGGCAGCCAUGGCAGUGUGCAAGUCGAGAAGCAUUCUGGUGGGAGGAGACACACCACAAACACUGUGUAAAGUUCAGACACUGGGUGAUCACGAUUUUGACAAUUUGAAAAGUCCCCACUCUAAGCUACAAAGGGAACAGGCUUUCUUCAAUCAACCGUUGACGGGGCCAAAUAGUUGUAUUACUGAGAUUUCCUUGAGGAGCAUCAAACCCACGAUACCAUCCUCAACUUGUAAGCGGAAAAAGAAAAAACCUGCUGUUCAAUUUCACUCCAGAAGGACUCAGCAAGACGCAGAAGUGUAUCCCUUCAUUCCACUGAUACAAAACCUUCCCAUUGUUGAACAGGAAGUAAUUGUUGUUGAGGAUAAGCACGCUCGUACAGGCACCAAAACUGCUUCCGAAAAACACGCAGAAGUAGCCGGUGCCACAGUUCAAAAAAAUACUCGUCAGUCAUCCGCACUAAAAUGUUCUAAAAAAGACACCUUCAACAGUCACCAGAGGCACGAAUGUGGUACCUUUAACAUGAUAAUGGAAAGGGAUUACCUUAGUGAUCUAAAACGACCAAAGGAAUGUAAGGCAGUUCAGGUGUCUAUGCGCUACCAACACACGUUAUCUCCCACAGAUGGUGAGUGGGUCCGUGCUCUAAAAAGCGAAUCCUACACACUAGAAAACACCAUUCAAUCACGUCAGUAUCACGAGUGUACGGUCAUUGAUAAUAAAGACACUGACACAAUAGUGUCGGACCAAGAUAUUUCUUCGGAGAUGUUUUCGCAGCCAUCCGAAAAGCACUGUCGACCUAGUAAAAGGAGUUACGGCGCCUCGAGGAGCGUUGAAACGCAGCCUUUAUCAAUUAAUCACGCCCCACUGAGGGAGGAAUUUUCCAAAACUUCGUGUACAGUGGAUCUGGUUAACGCAGAUGCAAGCUGUACCGAUGAAGAGGCACAAGCAUGCCCCUUAGAUGAAAGCGUCGGAUCGAAGGAGACACAAAUCGGUCUCUCAGAGGCUUUCAUAAAUGCCCUCCUUCAGGUGCAUGAAAAGUCCUUUGUAAAUGGCCUUUUGGGCCGAAUAGAACAAAUAAGGUUCCGUUAA